Molecule: messenger RNA, 609 nt
Organism: Capsaspora owczarzaki ATCC 30864
Lineage: Eukaryota; Filasterea; Ministeriida; Capsasporidae
Product: ribosomal protein S19
Exons: 2
Coding region: 25-459 (144 amino acids)
Biological process (GO): translation
Cellular component (GO): ribosome
Molecular function (GO): structural constituent of ribosome
Source: RefSeq, a predicted model, not a curated record
UCUCUCUCUUCUUUCAACUUGACAAUGCCCGGUGUCACCCUCAAGGACGUUGAAUCGCACGCAUUCGUGAAGGCAUACGCCGCUCACCUCAAGAAGUCUGGCAAGGUUGAGCUGCCCAAGUACCUCGACCUCGUCAAGACCGCCGUCGGCCGCGAGCUCCCCCCUUACGACCCCGACUGGUACUACGUCCGCCUUGCCGCCAUUGCCCGCCGCCUCUACCUCCACCAAGGCCUCGGCGUUGGCGCUCUCCGCGUCCAAUUCGGUGGCAAGAAGCGCCGUGGCGCCAAGCCCCCGCACGCUCACCUCGCCUCUGGCUCCGUCAUCCGCUCGGCUGUUCAGCAGCUCGAGAAGCUGAAGGUUGUCGAGAAGGACGCCGAGGGUGGCCGCCGCAUCUCCCAGACUGGCCAACGCGACAUUGACCGCAUUGCCAGCCAGGUCGCCACUGCCGCCAAGAAGUAAAAAAGCGCCGAGAGCUUCACUUGCCGUUUGCGCCUGCAAACUCAUUGUUGUGAUUCUUGCGUUUAUCAUCCGUGUGUUGCGUUAUCGGAUUAAUUUUUUCUUUGGAGAAAGUGAUAAAAAAUCAAAAUACUAGACUUUAGCCACAGGAAA